AUGGCGGCGUCCAUGGGGCCGGUGAAAUUCUGGAGGCCGGGCACAGAAGGUCCUGGUGUCAGUAUCUCAGAGGAGAGACAGAGUCCCGCUGAGAGUAGYGCUGUAAACAUCUUUUAUAAUCCUCAUGCUUCCCUUUCUAUUGAGCAACAGAGACAAAAGCUGCCAGUUUUUAAGCUAAGAAAUCACAUACUUUACCUAGUAGAAAACUAUCAAACACUGGUGAUUGUUGGGGAAACAGGAUGUGGGAAGUCAACCCAGAUUCCACAGUAUCUAGCAGAAGCUGGAUGGACGGCUGAAGGGAGAGUUGUUGGGGUGACGCAGCCUCGUCGAGUUGCUGCUGUUUCUGUUGCAGGCCGAGUUGCUGAUGAAAGGGGUGCAGUGUUGGGUCAUGAAGUUGGAUAUUGUAUCCGGUUUGAUGACUGCACCGAUCCACGGGCUACAAGAAUUAAGUUUCUAACUGAUGGUAUGCUGGUGAGGGAGAUGAUGGCUGAUCCACUGUUAACAAAAUACAGUGUCCUCAUGCUGGAUGAAGCCCAUGAAAGGACUCUUUAUACUGACAUUUCCAUUGGCUUAUUAAAAAAGAUUCAAAAGAAGCGUGGGGAUCUUCGGCUGAUUGUGGCUUCAGCCACCUUGGAUGCAGAGAAAUUCAGAGAUUACUUUAAUCAAAAUGAGACCAAUGAUCGCAGCAAAGAUACCAGUGUGAUCCUUACUGUAGAGGGGAGAACGUUUCCAGUGGACAUCUUUUACAUACAGAGCCCUGUUCCAGAUUAUAUACAAGCAACUGUGGAAACUGCAAUGAAAAUUCACCAGAUAGAGAAUGAUGGGGAUAUUCUGGUAUUUUUAACUGGCCAGGAAGAAGUGGAAAGUGUAGUUUCUCUGCUAAUAGAACAGGCUCGGGCCCUUUCUCGCACUGGGAUGAAGAAGCACCUCCGUGUUCUCCCCAUGUAUGCUGGCCUGCCUACUGUAGAGCAAAUGAAAGUGUUUGAGAGAGUUUCUCGCAGCGUCAGAAAGGUCAUCGUAGCCACCAACAUUGCCGAGACCUCCAUCACGGUUCACGGAGUUGCCUACGUCAUUGACUGCGGCUUUGUGAAGCUUCGGGCCUACAAUCCCAGAACCGCCAUCGAGUGCCUYGUGGUGGUGCCGGUAUCCAAGGCCUCGGCUAACCAGAGAGCGGGCCGCGCGGGCCGGAACCGCUCGGGAAAAUGCUACAGGCUUUAUACAGAGGAAGACUUUGAGAAGCUGCCACAGUCCACRGUACCUGAGAUGCAGCGCAGUAACCUCGCUCCUGUCAUCUUGCAGCUGAAGGCUUUGGGAAUCGAUAAUGUGCUCAGAUUCCCCUUUCUCUCGCCUCCUCCUGCACAGUCUAUGGUGCAAGCUUUGGAAUUGCUGUAUGCUCUAGGAGGUUUGGAUUCACACUGCCGUUUAACAGAGCCUCUUGGAAUGAGAAUAGCAGAGUUUCCUUUGAACCCGAUGUUUGCGAAGAUGCUUCUGGAAUCAGGAAAUUUUGGUUGCUCUGAGGAGAUUUUGACCAUUGCUGCCAUGAUGCAGAUUCAGAACAUCUUUGUCAUCCCUCCAAACCAAAAAUCACAAGCUGCCAGGCAGCACAGGAAGUUUGCUGUGGAAGAAGGUGAUCACCUCASUAUGCUAAAUGUUUAUGAAGCCUUUGUCAAACACAGCAAGAGCUCUCAGUGGUGUCAGGAACACUUUCUAAACUACAAAGGACUUGUUAGAGCUUCUGUUGUAAGAGAACAGCUGAAAAAGCUUCUUGUCCGCUUCAAAGUGCCAAACUCAUCCAGUGAAGGUGAUCCAGAUACAGUUUUGAGGUGUAUAGUUUCUGGAUUCUUUGCUAAUGCAGCUAAAUUACAUUCUACUGGAGCUUACAGGACUAUACGUGAUAAUCAUGAACUUCAUAUUCAUCCCACCUCUGUGUUGUAUACAGAAAAACCUCCUCGCUGGGUCAUCUACAAUGAAGUCAUUCAGACUGGCAAAUACUACAUGAGAGAUGUGACUGCUAUUGAGUCUGCGUGGCUCUUGGAACUGGCACCUCAUUUUUACCAGCAGGGAACGCAUCUUUCUUUGAAGGCAAAAAGGGUCAAAGGAGAUGACUGAGUCACUGAUUUGAUGUGACAAUUCUUGUGACAGCAGUUGCAGAACCUACCUGUGAUUUGAAGCUGCCUACAGYCCGUUCAGCAGUCAGUACGUCAGCAAUCCGACCAGGCAUCAACUGCAACGUUUCAGUGCCUGUCAGGAUCUAUAAGGGCCUUCUGUUCCUCAUCUAACUGAUCACUGUUGUUGAUCUGGGCAUGUGGCAUCUUGUAAAAAAGGUAGACAACUGAUUUUUAAAAAUUGAAGAGAAUACACAGGACCACAAAGAACUAAAACCUUGAAGAGGAAAACUGAGUUUCUGGAAUGGUAUAAUCAUCUUAGAAGAGCAGGGAGUGGGGUGCUGUGCCUUGAAUUACCUGGAGCACUGUGACGGAGGCUGACUUCUGGCAAGAGAUAGCUCAGAGCAAUGAACURGACCUUGAAAUGCAAAGGGCUUCCCUGGAAACACUGAUUCCGUGUGACUGACUGUCCCAAACUGGUGCAACUCAUGCUCCUGAGCAGUGGAAGUCAGUGCAGGGAUUUGCUGUUUGGGAGAAAGGAGAAGUAGCUGAGCCUUUCUGAGAAGAUCUUUACAUUUUUCUCAAGCUGGAGACUAUGCAUAUAUGUUCAGCUACUCAAAUUCACAAUUGAGGCUUUAUUUUUUUUCUGUCCAAUGAAAGAAAAAGUGUUAACCUAUCACCACUUGGCAAUUGCUGAAAAUUGCAGCAAAAGUGUAUCAUGGAACACUGUUUUUAGACCCACUCAUUCAAGAAAGAUGAAAACAUUCUGUACAUCUCUUACAAGGAACAGUCUUAUCUAUUUUCUUUAUUAAGUAUCUGGUCUUUGCUGCRAGGACUUGUCACUUUACUGUAAGAGAAAGAUAUUACAAAUUGUUGCCAGUUUAACAGGGACUCCUUGGCUGUUUUUCCAUAAAGACCUAUGCUUUUUUGUGUAUAGACAAGGUAGAUGGAACACAUAUAUUUAUUUUUUCUUCCUAGCAUUUUGCUACUUAUUUUAGAAACAUGUUGUCUGUAAGUUUUAUCUUUGUAAGGCUGUUGAUUGGUGGAUGUGUUUUGGGUAUGUUAACCACAUUUUUUUUGUUCUUUAUGUAAAUAAGUGAAAAUAUCUGUAUAGAAUGUAAAUAUUGCUAUUCUUAGAAUUGACUUGAAAAUAUUCUGAAUCUUCAUUAUGAUUUAAACAGCUGCAGAGUGAAUAUGUUCUGUCAUGUGCAACGUAUGGUCAAUGUAUUGACUGCCAGCGCGAAAAGACCUACC
Messenger RNA from Nothoprocta perdicaria, 3359 nucleotides. It is a transcript of the gene DHX35, whose product is annotated as DEAH-box helicase 35. Gene Ontology annotation, cellular component: intracellular anatomical structure; catalytic step 2 spliceosome. The record is from RefSeq and is a predicted model, not a curated record. The coding region runs from base 1 to 2109 and encodes 702 amino acids. Lineage: Eukaryota; Metazoa; Chordata; Aves; Tinamiformes; Tinamidae. The transcript is spliced from 22 exons. Gene Ontology annotation, molecular function: RNA binding.